UCCAAGGGAGCCAGUCAAAGGCUUGGGAGUUGUGACGCUGGAGGGGAGGAUUGGCCAGCCCAGGUGUCUGCAAGGGACCUUUCCAAGGAGCCAGACCCCUCCCUCCAGGACUCUACUCCUGACUAACCACUGUUCAUGUGAACGCUGCCUGGUGCACAAAAGGGGUCCAUCUUGGCUUUCUUCUGGUGCAUCCCUUCUCUAUGCUCUCUCCUUCAAGGUGGCCUCCCAGGAAAGUCUGGGCACUGUGGAGGCCCUUCUUAAGCACCUGGAGGUGGCUGACCUUUGGGGCUGAGCUGCCACAAAGCCGCCAUGCCACACACCCCACGCCAGCGCUUGCAGCCCCGUGCGCCAGUGUGGUCUGAGACGGAAACCCGCGAUUUCCUGGCUCUCUGGGGCGAGCUUCUGAUCCUGAGGUGGAUCGAAAAUCGACCGCCCAACAGCGACAUCUACGAGGACCUUUCAGCACAAAUGGUGGCCCGAGGCCACGAGCGCAAUGCCUCGCAGUGUCGGAACAGAGCCCGGGACCUGAAGCGGAGUUAUCGCCGAGCCAAGGACGCCCAGGUGUGCGCCGGCGCCGAGCCUGUUUCCUGCCGCUACUUCCGAGAGCUGGACCAGAUGUUCGGGGGCGAGAUGGACAGCGUCACGAACCGAAGCCUGGCCGGCGUGGAUGGCUCCAUGCGCGUCGUGGUGAAAACCGAAGACACCGAAGAUGUGGAGGCCCAAGGCUCAGAGGAAGAGGGCAACCAAAUGACACCACCCAACACUCUCUCGAGCAUGGACGCAGACACAGACACAGAAACAGAACCGAAUUUGGGGCUCUCGCGAGAGCUGGUGGCCUCAGACCCGGAUGUGAUCGAAACCACAAUAGGAGACGAGUGCUCAGAAGAAAAAGCUGUGCCUUUACGCAGACAACCGAUGGCUGGCCCCAGCGAAGAUGGACAUCAUGUUGUGACUGGUCGAGGUAGGCGGGAGACUCCUCUAGGGCGUCCCCUGACAACAGCAGAGAGAAUGGCAUCCAUGCGGGAGAGGAAGCGGCGGUCUCAUGAAGAAAUGAUGCACGAGAUCAUGACAGACUACAGGAGGACCUGGGAGACCAUGGAGGCUCUUCAUGAAAGAGGCGAAGUCAGCGCUGGGGAGUUUCGUGAGGCAAUGCUGAGGGAAAUGCUUCUAGACCGGGAGGCCCGGACCCGGGAAGCACAGCUUGAUCGUGAAUCCCGGGCUAGGGAGGCUCAGUUGGAUCGAGAGGCAAGGUCCAGGGACAACCAGCUUGAGAGAGAGAUCCGGAUUAAGGAGCUCAACAUGAUCGAGUCAGAGCUCCAGCGCACCAGGGAUAUCCUCCAUCCCAUGGUUGACGCUGUGGUGUCUGUAGCUGAGAUCUUGCGUACAACAGGAAAUAAAUUACGGCAGUCUUGUCAACCUCAGCAAAAUGAAGAGGGUCCCUUUUUGGAAUUGGAAGAUAACAAAUAAUUCUUCCUUUCCCUUGCUUUUUUGAGCAAUAGUUUAGACUGUGUUGGACAAAAUGCAGGGAUAGCAAGGAGGGAGGCAGUGAGAAAAUGGCACUUUCAGGAGUUCAAUCCUUUAAAUGAUGUCAGUUACAUCUGGAAGGAAUUUUCUCCUAUCUUAUAACAAGCUCAGCUGAAUUCACCUGCCUUCUGCUGCCCCAGUUUAUCAAACUCCAUGAGUUAAGAGAAAUAAUGUAAUUCUAGGUGAUUUGGGGGCAGGGGGGAACCCAAAGAGAACAGUAGCUUGUCACUCCAAAUACUCACUUUUCUUAUGGCCAAGUUGAGUGCUAGGAGCUGAACGACUUGGGUAUGUAACAACAAUUCCCAUAGCAUGCUGCCACAAACUAGAGUUUGGAGAAGUUUUUAAACUACAAUCCUCAGAAUACCCUAACCAAUGUCAUCAUUAGACAUGUUGUGUGGGGGAAUUCUGGGAGUUCACAACCUCUGUCAAGAACACAAUUUGGAGUACAAAAUUAAUUUGGAUUGGGAAGUUGGGUGUGUACCUGUGCAUUAUUCUCAGACUUUCUUUUCCCACUUUCUAGUAGCAAGAAUACAUUAUUUUGUCAUGUGGUAGAAUCAGACUAUGAGACUGUUGCCAUCACACUCCUUUUUCACCCUUCUGAGAGAAACAUGGCUACUGUUGUUGGCAUGAUACUGGGCCAGGAAAACCUUUGGCUUGUCCCAGGCUCUCUUCCACACUGUAAAUAGUGGGUAUGGAUUUCUGAAAAUGAAAAACUGAUACAGUUUGAAAGCAUAGUUGGUAUGAAACUGUUUAGGUGUGGAGAAUGGGAAUGGUGCAGUGGGUAAGUGUGAUUUCUUAGGUAUCAAAGAAAAGUUCCUAAAAGCACUUUGUGAUUGAAGUUUCUUCUGAUGCUUAUGUGCUUUUAGAUGCCUUUACAUCCUUCUCUUCCUCAAAAUAGUUUAGGGCAGUGUACACAGUUCCCAUGUUCCUCACUUUAUUGUCACAGCAACAACUCAGGGAGGGAGGUCAGGCUGAGACAGAGUUGACUAACUCAAGGUCACUCUGUGCAUUUCAUGUCUCUCUUGAAACUAGAACAUGGCUCUCCCAAACCUCAGGCUGGUGCUGUUAAUGUUACACUACAAUGGCUGUCCCUGCGAAGCUGCACAACCUGAUAACAAGUACUUAAUUUAAUAUCCUAAGAAUCUCAUGAUUUCAAUAUUUAAGUGCCUAAAUUCAACCAAUUAAACCACAUUGUAAGACUUGUUGAUUGCAUUAGAAGAUGGUGGAAGGACAUUAAUAACUUUCCUACUGAUGUCGUUCAGGUUUUGGAAGUUAUUAGCUGUGGGUUGAUUAUGCCCAAGUUUCUAUCCUUUAAUGUUGUAGAGAUGGUGUUGGCAGUUUGGGAGAUUGUAGAAUCAGGCCUAGUGGAAUCUGUGAAGCUACAGCAGAGACAGGUAGGACUCCCAGGAUUUUGCAAGAGGAGUUUUAGAACCAUGUCGAGGUAAUUGCCUAACAUUGUGACUGUCUCUAUCAGAAACAGUUCUCCAUAGUAAUCAAAUAUUUGUAGGCUUCCUUAAUUUAUAGUGGCAGCAGCAUUCUGUUUCUGCCCGCCCCCCCUUUUUUUUGGGGGGUCAAGAAUUCUCUCUCUUUCUGUCUCUCUCUCUUUGGCUGGGUGUAUUCAGCCUACAAAUGGAAUAGUCAUGAGACUGUAAGAUGCAGAUAGAGGAAUAGUUAAAAAGGAGUAUUUCAGUGCUCUAGACCAUCAGGGGAACAUAUUACAUGACCAAGCAGAAAUAAAAACACAGUGGAAACAGUACACUGAGUAACUAGAUAAAAGAAAUGGAAAAGAUGACAAAUCCAUUCAAGGAAGAAUCAUUUGAAGAUGAACCUACAAUUUUAGAAAGUGAAGUGGAAGCUGCAGCUCAGAGCACUUGGGAGAAGUAACUCACCAGGAACAGAUGGCAUACCGAUACAGCUGCUUUAAGUGACAGAGAAAGAGUGUACUCUGAUUCUAAUUAAAAUAUGUCAACAAAUAUGAAAGACAAAACAAUGGCCUACGGAUUAAAAUACUCAAUAUAUAUGCCAAUUUCCAAGAAAGGGGACACCAGGGAUUGCAGUAGCCACAGGACCAUUGCAUUAAUCUCUCAUGCAAGCAAAAUGAUGCUCACAAUUCUACAACAAGAAGGACUUUUACCAUAUAUGGCAUGAGAAAUGCCACAUCCCCAAACUGGGUCAGGAAAGAAAGAGGCACUAGGGAUCAUAUUACAGACAUAUUUUGGAUAAUGGAGUGCACCAAAGAACAGCAAAAGAAAAUCACUUUGUGCUUUAUAGAUUAUGGCAAAGCCUUUGAUUGCAUAGAUCAUUAAAAGCUAUGGAUCGCUCUUUAAAAAACAAUGUGUGUUCCACAACAUUUUAUUAUCCUGGUGGAUAACCUGUACUCAGUACAAGAGCUACUAUCAGGACAGAAUAUGGAGAAAUGGAACAGUUUCCAAUAGACAAGGAGGAUCAGGCAAUGCUGCAUUUUAUCACCCUAUCUCUUUAACUUGUAUGUUGAAUGUAUCAUAUGUAAAACAGGAUUAGACUCUGAGGAAAAUUGGAGGAAGGA
Sceloporus undulatus (fence lizard) is the source of this 4069-nucleotide messenger RNA. RefSeq lists its product as uncharacterized. The transcript is spliced from 2 exons. The record is from RefSeq and is a predicted model, not a curated record. The coding region runs from base 310 to 1467 and encodes 385 amino acids. NCBI's taxonomy places the organism in Eukaryota, Metazoa, Chordata, Lepidosauria, Squamata, Phrynosomatidae.